UGCUUUAGAUUUUUAGGGUUUAUUUCUUGGGCUGUAUUGGCAAUUGUGCAAACCGCAAUUCCCUCCCUUCAAACCCUUGAACUCAAUUAUGAUCAAUGCCUUAAUAUGAUUCAAAGGGAGUAUUAGGAUUUAUGUCGUCACUCUGGAACUGACAAAUUUUUCCAGGACUUGGGUGAAUUUACCACAUUUUGCCUUGGAAAGUCAUGUUCUGAUGCCGAUAUUGACGGGUUUAACAACGGGAGUGUGGUGUUAGUUACUUUUGGGCUGUGGAAGGGGCUUUUGAAAUCCUCUAAUUUUGGUGUAUGCUGGCUCUAUAGUGAUUUCAACCUCUGUGUGAAUAUUUUUCCUACAAGCAGCACUUUUGAAUCCUCUGAGGCUCGAGCAUAAAGAACAGUCAUAUAUUGUUUGUGUGAGAUGCCCUCUUGUUCAAAUGCACAGCCAACGAAUGUUGGCUGUGCCAAGGAUCGCAUUAUGUUGCAUUCUACUGAUAGCCAUGAAAGAAUUUUGAAAACUGAGGAGGCACAAGAUGAGGAAGAAGAGGAGGAGGAUGCAGAUUUCAAUCCUUUUGUAAAGGAAACCCCAUCACAAGAAGCAUCUUCAAGUUUGAUCUCUGAGGUUGAUGGUGUGGAUGGUGAUGUUGCUGACAGCAGUUUCCCUGUGAAUAUGAAUUCAUCAAAACUAACCACUAAGGAGUCAAUCUGUGCCAUAGAAGAUCGUGAACAUGGUGAGGAGGAAAUUGCAGUGCAUUCAUCACUUUCUGAGGAUGGAACAUGUGAACAAGAAUUGCAAAAGAAUGCUAUUUUCAGUUCUAAAAAGAGAAAAUCAGCUAUGAAUUCUGAGUCAGAAACUAAUCAAGAGAAGGACAAUGGCUUAAGUAGUAAGACUGAUGAUUAUGCAUUGAAGACAGGAGAAUUAAAUAAUGCAACAAAACCCCAAAAUCUAGUAGUAGAAACAGAUGAUAGUGAUGCCAUCUGUACUCGCACCAGAGCCCGGUAUUCGCUUGCAAGUUUCACUCUUGAUGAACUUGAGACUUUCCUUCAAGAGAGUGAUGAUGAUGAUGACCUUCAAAAUGUUGAUGAUGAAGAAGAAUAUAGGAAAUUUCUCGCAGCUGUGUUACAGGGUGGAGAUGAUGAAGGUCUAUCCCCUCAUGGAAAUGAAAAUGUUGAUGAUGAAGAUGAGGAUAAUGAUGCAGACUUUGAGAUCGAGCUUGAAGAAUUACUAGAGAGUGAUAUUGAAGAAAAUGCAGCUGUGAAGACUCGAAAAGAGUAUGAAGGAGCUGCACGACGACCUGAGACUAGGCAAAAUCGGCGCCAAAAGGUUUCUUCUCAAUGUGAGAAGAAGACUUUAGGACUGGCUAAGAAGCCAUUGCGGCCCAUUUUGCCAAAUAUGUCCAAUGGGACACCUGCUUCAGGGAAAGUUUUGAUGCCUGAUGUUACUUUGAGCUUUCAGUCUUGUGCUUCAGGAAAUGGUCUUGUAAAUGGGUUUACUCCUCAACAGAUUGGUCAGUUACACGUGUUGAUUCAUGAGCAUGUGCAGCUUCUUAUUCAGGUAUUUUCUUUGUCAGUUUUUGAUCCUUCGCGGCAACACAUUGCUUCUCAGGUUCAAGAUUUGCUUUUUGAGUUGCUUAACAAACGCAACAAAGUAGUAUCUUCAAAAAGUGUGCCAUACCCUAGUAUUUGCUUUUAUCCAUCAAAUGUCUUCUCAUCUGUCUCUAAUGGAGGGCAGUACGACACAGAAUCUUCUUGUUCAUAUGAUGCACAGAGAAUGUAUCUUUCCCAAUCAAAUCAGUGUUCUUCCGAAGGAAGAUGUGGAUAUAAUUCAAGCUGGUCAAUUUCUUCUCAAGACAUCGAGGGUUCUCUACCAUCAUCUUUUGUUAGAGGCCCUAUAAUAUCUAUUCUUGAUGUUGCUUCCCUUAAUUUUGUUGGAAGAUUUGUAGAUGAUGUUAAUUAUGCCAUCCAAGAGUGUCGGAACCGUUACUUGAAAUCUGGAUGUGAGAUGCAUGCUGAGAAGGAGCCUCUCUUUCCUUGUUUUUCAUCAUUAUCCAAUGCUCCUAAUGAAGUUUCAAGUGGAAAUACCUCUGCAGCUGGCAAUGUGGUCCCAACUUCACCUGGUCAGCAGCAGCCUAAGAAAACAUUGGCUGCCAUGCUUGUUGAAAGUACAAUGAAGCAAUCAAUUGCUUCAGUACCUAAGGAAAUUGCUAAGUUAACUCAAAGAUUUCUGCCUAUGUUCAAUCCAGUAUUAUUUCCACAUAAGCCACCCCCACCAGCAGUUGUAAACAGGGUACUGUUCACUGAUUCAGAGGAUGAAUUACUGGCCUUAGGGUUAUUAGAAUAUAAUACAGAUUGGAAAGCCAUUCAACAACGUUUUCUACCCUGCAAGUCUAAGCAUCAGAUUUUUGUCAGGCAGAAAAACCGCUGCUCUUCAAAAGCUCCAGAUAAUCCAAUAAAGGCGGUCAGACGAAUGAAAACUUCUCCAUUAACUGCAGAGGAGAUAGCGCGUAUUCAUGAGGGACUUAAGGUUUAUAAAUUUGACUGGAUGUCAGUAUGGCAAUAUCUUGUCCCACAUAGAGAUCCAUCCUUGCUUCCACGUCAGUGGCGUAUUGCUCUUGGGACUCAAAAGUCAUAUAAGCUAGAUGCAGCCAAAAAGGAGAAGCGAAGAUUGUACGAGUCAAAAAGAAGAAAGUUGAAAGCUGCUACUUUGGAGAGUUGGCAAACUGUAUCUGAUAAAGAGGUUUGUGAGGACGAACUUGCUGGCACAGAAAGUUGGAUGGAUGAUUCAGACGUUGCUUAUGUCCAUCAGGCAUUUUUGGCCGAUUGGAGGCCAGAGAGAGCCAUUGCUAUGUGUCCUGAACGCUCUCCUGCAGAAGACACAGAAGUAAACCCUGUCAAUGAUGCUAUGGCACAAGAGGCUUCUCAAAACAACAUUCAACAAAAUCAAAACAGUGCAGGCGGGAAAGCUGGACCCAAGAUUGGUGGUAGGGAUGCAUUUCCUUUUGUAUCUAAGCUUCCACAAUUUCAAAUUUCAUCUGACUUAAGUAGUGGUCUACAUGGUGUUCCUAGUGCCAUCAAACCUAGAAACCCAGUUUUUGAUAUGACAAUGUCUAACUCCAAAUACCACUAUCGGCCAUAUCGUUCUCGGAAAGUAAAUAGCUCCCACUUGGUGAAAUUAGCACCAGACUUGCCCCCAGUAAAUCUCCCUCCAUCUGUUCGUGUAGUUUCUCAGACAGCCUUUAAAGGAUACCAGUGUGGAACAUCUAAGAUUUACCCUUCUGGAGGUGGUGCUACUCAUAGGAAAGAUCAUUCUGCUCCAAUUUCACCUGCUGAAAAAUGCGGAAGUGUUCAUCCAGUUGUGAGUACAAGGCUUACAGCAUAUGAUAAUGCUACUGGUUCUCAACAUGAAAGAUCUGGCACUGUGGGGGUUAGAUCUUUUGCAGAAAAAGGCCCUAGUAGUGAUCUCGAAAUGCAUCCUUUAUUGUUUCAAGCCACUGAAAACAUGGCUUAUUAUCCAUUGAAAUUUAAUUCAGGCACUUCUAGCUCCUUUAGUUUCUUUUCAGGAACUCAACCACAAUUAAAUCUAAGUCUCUUCCAUCGGCCUCACCAGCAAAACCAUGAUGAUGGUUCUAAUAAAUCUUCAAAAUCAAAAGGUUGUACUUCAAGGUCCAAUGGCUUUGAUUUCCAUCCGCUUCUGCAGAAAUCAAAUGAUUCGCAAUUGCAAACAAGUUUUGAUACCGUUCAGACUGAGUCACUGGCUCCGAGUGGUAUGCCAGCUACAAAUACAAAUACAUCUUCUAGUAUAAAUGGAAAGUCCAAUGAGCUUGACUUGGAUAUUCACCUAAGUCAUGCAUCUGGAAAGGAUAAAUCUAUUGAAAUCAGACCCUUGGAAGCAAAUGACCCACUGGGAUGCACAAUAAAUGCAACAAAUUGUGGAACUGCAGCAAAACCUUUAGAGACUGGUGUUCCCUCAAGUCAGGAGGGUGAAAAAAGCCCUACAGUUAGCAGUAGCAAGCUCGUUUCAUGGGCUCAUCCCCAGCUGUUGGUUUCUCCCAGUGAUAAUAUCAGCAGAUGUGACAUUGAUGAUCUUGGUGAUAAUUCUCAUCCUGAGAUUGUGAUGGAACAGGAAGAAUUAAGUGACUCUGAGGAAGAUAUAGAAGAACACGUGGAGUUUGAGUGUGAGGAGAUGGCUGACUCUGAAGGAGAAAAUAGUUCUGGCUGCGAACAACUUAUUGAGGCACAUGAUAAGGAAAUCCUAUAUUCUGCAGUAGAGAAAGUUACAGAGAGUUCUUUUAUGGAAAGCUCAUCUGAACCCCCGUCCAAUUGCAACACUCAAGCCGAUGAUAGCCCUGUCAGAGAUGAUAUACGUGCAUCAAAAAUGGCUCUGUCUAGUGAAGAAAAGGGGGACAAAAGUAGUACUGCAUGGUUGAGCUUGGACUCGUGUUCAGCAGAUAAUGCCGUGGCCUCAACGACCAUGCAUGAAGUGGGCAGAAUCGGUGGAACCAUGCAAGAAGAAGUGGGUACAGCCCGUAAAGCUCCAAGUUCUCAAAACGUUGAGUUGUCUCGCACUAGGAGAUUUUGCAAGUCAAAAUCUUGCAACAAAGCAGUUGCCGAGGACGGACAUGCUAUUGACAUGGUACAGCAGCUGAACCUGGGACCUGUUGCCUUUGCCACACCAAAAAAACCCAGGAAGCAUUCCGGUAAAUCAAGAUCAAGCUUGAAUGUAGGAUUAACCGUUGAAAGUUCCAGCCAUGGUGAUAAUCAUAGAUCGAAUGAUGCACCAUGAUGACUAACAUAGGUUCUUUCGAUUUGUCCAUAUUGAUAAUUUAGGAAUUAAUUAUCAUUUGUAGUUGUGACGAUUGCAAGUCAUCAGAGCUCAAGUUCUGCUUGCGAAUGAAUGAAAAUGGUGCUUCGUACUUUCUUUUUUUUGGCACUCCCCAGUCCCCGAAUAGACACUCGGCAAUAUUCCUUCUCUUUGUAAAUAUGAAUUGAGAAACCGGGGAUGUUUAACUUGGGCUUUGCUCAUGUUGACCGAUCAUGUACAGAAAUUUGUUUUAUAGUAACCCCUUGUUUGUGGGUAAA
Messenger RNA from Neltuma alba, 5072 nucleotides. RefSeq lists its product as uncharacterized. Gene Ontology annotation, molecular function: transcription coregulator activity. Gene Ontology annotation, biological process: regulation of DNA-templated transcription. The record is from RefSeq and is a predicted model, not a curated record. The transcript has 9 exons. Bases 415 to 4776 code for a protein of 1453 amino acids. Lineage: Eukaryota; Viridiplantae; Streptophyta; Magnoliopsida; Fabales; Fabaceae. Gene Ontology annotation, cellular component: nucleus.